AUGUCGGUAAUGCUCGAAACUUCCUUGGGGGAACUGGUGAUUGAUUUGGAAGUGGAUAAAUGUCCGAGGACAUGUGAGAAUUUCUUGAAAUUGUGUAAAAUAAAAUAUUAUGCUUUGAAUGCGUUCUUCAAUGUAUCAAAGGAUUUUAUCGCUCAAACUGGAGAUCCAACAGCUACAGGAACCGGAGGAGAAUCGCUUUCUUCGUAUCUGCAUAAUCAAUCUCAGUCUCAAUCAUCAUCAAGAAAUGUCAGUUCUAAUAAUCCAGGACGAUACUUCACGCCUGAAAUAACGAAUUCACUCAAACAUCAAUCGAAAGGAACUGUCUCAAUGGCAGUAGCACCUACCAAUCCCCCCGGAUGUGGAUCGCAAUUCUUCAUCACCCUAGCUGAUGGAAUAGAAUACUUGGAUGGUAAACAUGCUGUCUUCGGUCAUGUGAUCGAGGGUUUAGAUACAUUAGAUAAGAUAAACGAAGCGUUUCUGGAUAAAGAGGGUAGACCGUUACAAGAUAUCAGAAUAAGGCAUGUUGAAAUAUUGGAAGAUCCAUUCGAUGAUCCGACCAAUUUAAUCCCAAUUCCAGAUUCUCCGCUAAGACCACCGGAUUCAUUCUCUUCUAUACGAAUAUCAGAUACGGAAGACAUAAACGCCAAAUUAGCAGAAGAAGAAUUAGAUGAAAAAAGAAGAUUGACCGCUGCCGCUUCGUCAGCAUUGACUCUAGAAAUGAUUGGCGAUUUACCUUUUGCAGCUGUUAGACCACCUGAAAACAUUUUGUUCGUUUGUAAAUUGAACCCAGUUACAGCAGAUGAAGAUUUAGAGUUAAUUUUUUCAAGAUUUGGCAAAAUACUAAGUUGCGAAAUCGUUAGAGAUAAAAAAUCUGGCGAUAGUUUACAAUAUGCUUUUAUCGAAUUCGAUGAAAGAGAAUCUGCUGAACAAGCAUACUUCAAAAUGCAGAAUGUAUUGGUGGACGAUCGACGAAUAUGGGUCGAUUUCUCUCAGUCGGUAGCUAAGAUGAGUGUCACUCAAGCUAUCUCAGGUGGACGUGGCGGUCGAGGUGGACGAGGUGGACGUGGCGGUGGCGGUGGCGGUGGCAAUCGAGGAAGAGGAAGUGGUUAUGGUGGAGGUGGAGGUGGGAGAGAUGAAGGGUACAGUGGAAGAGGUGAAAGGGAAGAAAGAUAUAUCGCGCCUACACCUAGAGAUGUAAGAGGUACAGAAGGUUACGGCAUGGUAUUUGACCAAAAUCAAACUCAACCUUCGUCGAACAGAAGAAAAAGUAGAUCCCCCAGGAGGGACAAGUAUAGAGAGAGGAGUAGGAGUAGAGAAAAGCAUAGAGAUGCAGAUAGGCACGGGGACAGAGACAGGGAUAGGAGAGAUAGGGAUAAAGAUAGUCGAAAAGAUGGUCAUAGGGACCGAGAUCGAGAUCGAGAUGGUAGAAGGGAUAGGGACAGGAGUAGAGAGCGAUACAGAGAUAGGGAUAGUAGACGCUGA
Messenger RNA from Kwoniella shivajii, 1482 nucleotides. Its product is annotated as peptidyl-prolyl cis-trans isomerase-like 4. Gene Ontology annotation, molecular function: peptidyl-prolyl cis-trans isomerase activity; RNA binding. Gene Ontology annotation, biological process: protein peptidyl-prolyl isomerization. The record is from RefSeq and is a predicted model, not a curated record. The coding region runs from base 1 to 1482 and encodes 493 amino acids. Gene Ontology annotation, cellular component: nucleus. NCBI's taxonomy places the organism in Eukaryota, Fungi, Basidiomycota, Tremellomycetes, Tremellales, Cryptococcaceae. The transcript is spliced from 4 exons.